AUGAUAACUCCCAAGUUCAGUGUUACUCAAGAUGAUGACUUUAUUUACAUUAAUGUCCAGAUAUCUACUAUAAGGUUUGAUGCUGCUGGGUUGGAGAUGGUUGCGGAGGGAAAUGUCUUUGUAUUCCACUUAUCGCCAUACUACUUACGAUUACGUUUCCCUUACGAAGUUGUUGACGAUGAGAGGGCGACUGCUAAAUAUCAAGCUCAGGAUGAGUCAAUUCAUAUACAGCUGCCGAAGCUCGAAAAGGGCAAAUUUUUUGAAGACUUGGAUGUUCCAACUAAGCUCUUAGCGAGACAUGGAGACCUAGUUGGUGCCGAUGAAAUUUCUCAGCAAAAUGUGGAUAAGCAACGGCCACUUAUACAGGAAAUUGGCAAUGAGCAGGAUAAUUCUAAGAAGAAGGACCUAGAGAAAAUUAGCGCAGCUGGUGAGGCAUUCAAUUGGGAAAUUGAACAGACCUCGGAGGAAGCAAGUGACGGGUUACUUUCAAUCAAAUACGGGUUCGAGGAUUCAUAUGAUUCAGUGAUUGGAGUUUCCGUCUCAAAUGGAAAUGAUAUUAACGAGGUAGAUGACCCAGAGCACACGAGCCCCAAUGAUCGUGUAAAAGAGAGGCUACGCAAGGAAGAUCUAAAAUUUGACCCUGAAUACUACGUCUCUGAGUAUAUGAUUCGGCGCUAUGCGGAGCCAGAUGACCUAGAAAUCAACGGAAUUAAAGAAUUACUGAGUUACACACCUUCUUUAGUAAAAGAAUACUUGAAAUGGUACAAAAAAGCAGACGACAAGAAUGCCGCAAUGCCAAUAGAAUUUAGUGACCAGGAACAAAGCCAAAUGCAAAAUAACAUACCAAGAAAGGAGUAUUUGGUCAGCGACUCGAAGAGGCUUUACAUUACGAUACUCAAUCUACUGUUCGCCUACAUGUUUGAAGCGAUAGAGACAGAGGGAAGUCAUACCACAGAAUCUGCCUGGUCCAUAGGUAAAUUGACCCCGCAAAUUUGUUGCCUAGAUCAACAGUUAUUGCUACAAGAUACCUCUGACUCUUUUUCAAUCAUUAAAGCGGCUAUAAUCACCGGUAUCAGACGUUCUUUGAGUUAUCCACUGCAUAGGAACUACGAGCUUUCGAUCAAGGCGUGGAAUUAUGUCUACUACAUUCUUCGAGGCGGAAAAAGGCUGGCGAUCCGUUGCUUAUUGGAUAUUCAUGAGAUUUUUAGAUAUCAUGACGUUUAUUAUGUUUACAAUAGGAUCCUCAUGGAUGACCUUUGUUCGUGGUUCAUUUCUGCAGGUAGUGAGAAUGUCAUUCGAAGUCUGGCGAUUGAGGCAAAGAAAGAAAUAGAUCAACUAACGAAGGACGACAUUGAGUUCAAUUGUAUUUCCGGAGUUGACGAGGAAGCUGUCAAUGCAGUAGCAUGGGAAAAACUUACCAUAAGAGAGAUGGAGAUACUGGCAGAGGGCCAAUAUCAAGAAUCUGAAGAAACCAAUUGA
Torulaspora delbrueckii is the source of this 1479-nucleotide messenger RNA. RefSeq names its product Hsp90 cochaperone SHQ1 (gene SHQ1). Gene Ontology annotation, biological process: box H/ACA snoRNP assembly. Gene Ontology annotation, cellular component: nucleoplasm; cytoplasm. The transcript has a single exon. Lineage: Eukaryota; Fungi; Ascomycota; Saccharomycetes; Saccharomycetales; Saccharomycetaceae. The record is from RefSeq and is a predicted model, not a curated record. Bases 1 to 1479 code for a protein of 492 amino acids.